UUAUUACCGGACAACACUGAAGGAGCCGUGAAGGAAUGAGUCAUGUGACUUCGUGCUUUUCUCGCGAGAUCUUCCUGACUGCAGAAAACAUGGCAGACGAACACGCACGGAAGUGGGACCGCUGCCUUGCUGACACAGCGGUGAAAACAGUAACGGGCCUCGGUGUUGGCAUUGUGUUCUCGCUCAUUGUCUUUAAACGUCGCGUGUGGCCUUUGUCAUUCGGUUCAGGCUUGGGACUGGGCAUGGGCUACAGCAACUGCCAGCAUGACUUUAGGUCACCAUAUCUGAUUCAUGGUCGCAUGGUUAAGGACCAGUAAUGAAGGACUGAAGAUGACGAGGGCUUUCUCAUCUGUUUAUUGUAAUCCUUGUUUUUUGGGGGGGGUUGAGUUUUUUUGUUUGUUUGGUUUUUUUUGCUGUACUGGUAUUAAUCUGCAAUGAUGCCCACGCUGUGUUUAUAAAACAUUAAAUAUAUAUUUAAUAAAGUCACUGUGGGAAAAAG
Molecule: messenger RNA, 499 nt
Organism: Oreochromis niloticus (Nile tilapia)
Lineage: Eukaryota; Metazoa; Chordata; Actinopteri; Cichliformes; Cichlidae
Gene: micos10
Product: mitochondrial contact site and cristae organizing system subunit 10
Exons: 4
Coding region: 36-317 (93 amino acids)
Cellular component (GO): mitochondrial inner membrane; MICOS complex; mitochondrion
Source: RefSeq, a predicted model, not a curated record